AUGGCUAUCAUCAAUGACUGCCCCGGUCUACGAGUCGAGGUCGUCGCAAACGGUAAUGCGCUCCGCGAAUACAACGACGAUCAAGCAGGUGAUGCACCGAAUGUAGUCACUAGAUAUUUGGAGGUUAACGGCGAAGGAACUUUUGAGAUUCUUACAAAGUUCCUCGAAAAUUACGCUGGAAGGCAUGGAGUUCGUGUUGAGGUCCGCCUUGACGGGCACAAGGUAGAUUCGUACCUUCUAAGACUGAACCAACUUAAGAAAGAGGACGGACAUAGGUCCUCAGGCGCGCCAUCGAAAAUCGGUGGACGAUGGCAUACCUCAAACUUCCUCUUCUCUUCUUUCGUUUUUGAGCAAGAUAGCACUAGAAGGCUUGACAAGGCUACUGAAGAAAAGUUGAAGCAGACCGGCACGAUCACGGUUCUGUUUCAUGAAAUCAAGAACAUCAGAUGGCCUAGAAGCUCGGGACAGACACCUCAAGCGAUGAACGGCGUAUCAAAGUUUGGGAAGUAUAUGAUUCGAUUACUCAAAUACUACAGCGUAGAUGAGCCUGUCAAACAGAGGCGCGGCAAAACAUUGUCCUAUGAUAAUGUAAACGGCAAAGGAGACGAACGUGCGUUUGCAACUUUUCGCUUCAAAUAUCGUUCGCUCGAGAUUGUUGCCAUCAUCGGAAUGUAUCGGGGUCAUGUCAACGGACUGGGGGACCUCAACAAAAAGGAGCUGCUGGCGCUAUUAGAUCACCACCGGAAUGCGAAUACACCGCUCAAGAGCAUCAAGCGCGAGCGGGAUGAAGCUGGUAGCAUUCUUGAGAACGAGAAGCGCCAGAAAUGAGAAAUUAUUGUUCUGGAUCAAUAGGCCAAACUGACUUAGGAUUUAAGCCAAGACA
Molecule: messenger RNA, 883 nt
Organism: Cucurbitaria berberidis CBS 394.84
Lineage: Eukaryota; Fungi; Ascomycota; Dothideomycetes; Pleosporales; Cucurbitariaceae
Exons: 5
Coding region: 1-828 (275 amino acids)
Source: RefSeq, a predicted model, not a curated record